Myotis myotis is the source of this 2046-nucleotide messenger RNA. RefSeq names its product CD6 molecule (gene CD6). Lineage: Eukaryota; Metazoa; Chordata; Mammalia; Chiroptera; Vespertilionidae. Bases 127 to 1974 code for a protein of 615 amino acids. The transcript has 12 exons. Gene Ontology annotation, cellular component: membrane. The record is from RefSeq and is a predicted model, not a curated record.
CACAGGCUGGGGCGCCGCCUGCGUGCGAGGGCGCCCGCUCCUGCGCAGAGAAAGGGCCCAGCGGGCGCAGCACAGGCCGAGCGGCGAGAGGGGCACUCCUCGCCGCGCCCGCUUCCUGGCCCUGGGAUGCCACUUCCCUCCGGCGGACACGCGGAGCAGCGAGAGAUGGCCCCGAGCCUGUGGCUCUUCCUCGUGGUCGCUGGAUCGCUGACGGCAGGCCUCUCAGGUCACCCGUCGCCAGCCCCAUCCGGCCAGACCAGCCCCAGCCCCAGCCAUGCCGCAAGCCAGCCCGCGGAGCCAGGGCAGCGGCUGGAGGUCCGCCUGGUGAACGGCAGCGACCGCUGCAGCGGGACCGUGGAGGUGCGGGCAGGAGGGUCCUGGGAGCUCCCAUGCGGGGCGCCCUGGGACCACAGCGCCUCCGAGGCCUUGUGCCGUGCGCUGGGCUGCGGCGGGGCCGAGUGGGGGCCGGACCAGCCCACCCCGCUGCCGCUGGACCGUGCCCCGGGGAACGCCAGCGGGACCCCGAACGCCACGUGGGCCCUGGCGCCCAUCGUCCUGUGCAGCAGCAGCGAGUGGCAGCUCUGCAGGGUGGAGCAGCACCCGUGCGACCCCGACGGGCAGCCGGCCCAGGUCACCUGUGCAGAGAACCGCGACCUGCGGCUGGUGGAUGGCGGCAGCCCCUGUGCUGGCCGCGUGGAGAUGCUGGAGCACGGCCAGUGGGGGUCUCUGUGCGAUGACACGUGGGACCUGGAGGACGCCCACGUGGUGUGCAGGCAGCUGAGCUGCGGCACGGCCAUCCAGGCCCUGCCGGGCUUGCACUUUGCCCCCGGCCGAGGACCCAUCCACCGGGACCAGGUGAACUGCUCGGGGACCGAGGCCUACCUGUGGGACUGCCCGGGGCGGCCUGGAGAGCGCUACUGUGGCCACAAGGAGGACGCUGGCGUGGUGUGCUCAGAGCACCAGACCUUGCACCUGACGGGGGGCACCGACCGCUGCGAGGGGCAGGUGGAGGUGCACUUCCGCGGGGCCUGGAACACGGUGUGCGACAGCGAGUGGUACACAUCGGAGGCCCAGGUGCUCUGCCGGGCCUUGGGCUGUGGCACCGUGGCCGGAAUUCCCAGGGGGCUGCCCCACUCCCUGCCCGGCCGGAUGUACUACUCGUGCCAGGGAGACGAGCCCACCCUCUCGGACUGUUCCUGGCGGUUCAACAACUCCAACCUGUGCAGCCAGUCGAAGGCAGCCAGGGUCCUCUGCUCAGGUUCCCGGAAGCUGCUCAAUCAGUCCACGUCUGACCUUCUUACCAGCGCACAGCCGGCCACCAUAGGGCCGUCACUGACUGUGCCAGCGGAGGACUGGACGCCUUGGGAGCUGAUGCUCCUCAUCCUCUGCUUCGUCCUGGGGACCCUCCUGCUGGGCGCGCUCAUCAGCAUCCUGGUCCUCCUCUUGAGAGUGAAAGGGAAAUACGCCCUCCCUGCUGCGGCGACGCACCAACACCGGCCCGUCGCCCCAGCCGGGGUCAAUAGCUACCAGGAGGUCCCCAGCACCGUCCCCAAGGAGGAAGAUUCCCAGCGAUACCGGGUCACGGAGGAGCAGGCCCAGCAGAACCGGUUCCGGAUGCCUGCCCUGGAGGAAGACCCCCCCAGCCUGGGCCCCCAGCAGCGCCCCCGGAGCAGCAGCGGGUCCAGCACGUCGUCCGGGGAGGGCUACUGCAACAGCCCCCGCAGCAGGCUCCCGCCGUGGGGUCCCCUCCCGGAGCAGCCGCCGCGCCUGGAGCUGGCUGGCUCCCAGGGAACCUUCUCAGGGCCCUCGGCUGAUGACAGCUCCAGCACCUCCUCCGGGGAGUGGUACCAGAACUUCCAGCCGCCGCCGCUGCCCCCGCCCCCUCCCGAGGAGCCGUUUGGGUGUCCAGGGUCCCCCAGCCCCCAGCCCGCUUCCACCGACAACGAGGACUACGAUGACAUCGGGGCAGCUUAGCCGGCCCGCGAGGCCCCAGGGGCUCUGCCUGCGCCCUGUCCGCCCUGUCCUCCCGGACCUGACCGUGCUCCU